Messenger RNA from Penicillium egyptiacum, 1794 nucleotides. Lineage: Eukaryota; Fungi; Ascomycota; Eurotiomycetes; Eurotiales; Aspergillaceae. The record is from the annotation of a GenBank genome assembly.
AUGCUGUUCCAGACUACUCUAGUCCUCCUCAUACUCCAGACGAGUAUUGUGGCAUCUGCGCCUUCGGAAGAGCCAGGAAUUCCCCUCAUUGACCGAAAAUUCGAUUAUGUGGUCGUUGGUGGUGGUACCGCUGGCAGCGUGAUUGCGACGCGACUAGCACAGAAUGACUUCGACGUUGCGUUGAUCGAAGCGGGGGCUUACUAUGAGCUUGAGUCUGUGGCUGAGUUUCCUGCAGCUGCUGCGCUGUCGAUGGGAUCAGAUCCUGCUUUCAGCUCACCGGUGGAUUGGGGUUUCGUGACAAGAGAUCAACCGGGUGCUAAUAGGCGGGCGAUUCAUUUCACCCGGGGAAAGUGUCUUGGGGGAUCUCCGACCCGCGAGUCUAUGGAACUAUGGGCAACUACAGUCAAUGACAGCAGUUACACAUUCGAUGAAGUGCUCCCAUUCUACAAAAAGAGCGUCCAGUUCACGCCUCCAAACACCCACUAUAGAGUUCAAAAUGCCUCUGCGGACUAUAAUGUCGAUGCCUACGACUCGGAUGGUGGCCCAUUGCAGGUGUCGUAUGCUAACUUCGCUCAGCCUUUCUCGUCAUGGAUGAGGCUCGGUAUGGAAGCUAUUGGCAUUCAUCGAGUAGAGGACUUCAACCUGGGUGCUAUAAAGGGAGCCCAGUAUUGUGCGUCGACUAUUAACGCAUCCACCCAGCUCCGAAGCAGCUCCGAAUCAUCGUUCCUAAACAAGAUCACGCCCGACUCACUGACGACCUAUAUAAAUACCCUUGCCAAGAAGGUGAUCUUUGAUGAAAAAAAGAGAGCAACAGGAGUCCAAGUGAAAGGUUUGCUGGGCAAUACCGUCACCCUUUCGGCAUCGGAAGAGGUUAUCAUCUCCGCCGGUGCCUUUCAGUCCCCCCAGCUGCUCAUGGUAUCUGGCAUUGGACCCCCUGACCAGUUAAAAGAGCAUGGAAUCAACAUUAUAGCCAAUCGACCAGGAGUCGGUCAGAACAUGUGGGAUCACCCGUUCUUUGCUCCUUCGUACCGAGUGCGGGUGACAACAUUCACUGAAUUUGCUACUAACCUGCUGUACGCGGCUGGCCAAAUUAUCGAAGGAUUAGUCGCCAAAAAUGGAUUUGUCACAAAUCCAAUCGCGGAUUUCCUGGCCUGGGAGAAGAUUCCGCGAUUCUUGCGCUCGGCUUUCUCUGAGCAAACGCACCGUAAACUGGUCAGAUUUCCAUCCGACUGGCCUGAAGCGGAGUACAUGUCUGGCGCAGGGUAUAUCGGCAACGUGUCAAAUCUCCUGGCAAACCAGCCAAGAGAUGGAUACCAGUAUGCCUCGAUACUCGGUGUUCUGAUCACACCCAUGUCCCGAGGGAAUGUCACUCUGAAGUCCGCAGAUACCUCAGAUCUGCCAGUGAUCAAUCCCAAUUGGCUCGAUGAUAAGGCUGAUCAGGAAGUUGUCGUUGCCAUGUUCAAGCGAAUACGUCAGGCUUUCCAGAGUGAAGCUAUGAAGCCAGUGCUCAUCGGCGAGGAGUAUAACCCUGGGCCGCACAUCCAGUCUGAUGAUCAGAUCCUCGAGUUUAUCAAGGAUAAUGUGAUGACUCUGUGGCAUCCGAGUUGUACUUGCAAGAUGGGAACUUCCUAUGAUGAGAUGGCGGUGGUUGACUCCCAAGCCCGGGUUUAUGGAGUGGACAGAUUGCGAGUAGUCGAUGCUAGCGCAUUUCCUUUUCUUCCUGCUGGUCAUCCUCAGUCAACGGUUUAUAUGCUUGCCGAGAAGAUCGCGCUGGAUAUAAUCCGGGGUUCCUAA